AUGAGGGAGCCUGAAAUAACUAGGAACCCUAUCCAUAGGGUCAAUAGAGUUGAUAAUGGGUCAGAUAUCCUUAGGCGUCUAGAGGCCUUAGAGUUGAACCAAAGGUCUACCCAAGAGAUGAGUUGUAACAGUGAACCCAGAACCUAUCCAUGUACCAUUUGUGGUGACCAAAGUCAUACUGGACCUAAAUGCCCCCUGUUUUACCCUAGGGAAAUAACCCGUGACCAGGUUAGUGUCCUACAUGGAGGUAUGAACACUAGAUAUGAGGUCCGACCCAAGUUUGAUCCAUAUUCUAAUACCUAUAACCCUGGUUGGAGACAUAACCUUAAUUUUUCGUGGUCUAAAGGUGACUAUCAGGGUGGCCCAUCUAGCAAUACACCACCAGGUUUUCCUAGGAAUCAACCUCAAGCACAAAGUACAGUUGAUCCUAAGAUGAUGUCUUUAGAGGAAUCUAUGAAACUCUUGUCCCAAAGUGUUGUCCAGAAAAACUUGGUAGAACCACCUAAGGAUAGUAGUCCAGCUGAAAAAGAGACUGAGGUUGACCAAACUUCUUCUAAAGACCCAAAUGGGCCUGAGAAUACUAAGAGUCCAAGUGAGGAAGCUACCCCUGAGAGAGUGUACAUACCACCUGCACCAUUUCAUCAGAGACUCCCUAAGAAAAAGCCUAGUACAUAUGCUGAAAUCCUAGACAUCUUUAAGCAAGUUAAGAUCAACCUGCCCUUGUUAGAUGCAAUUAAACAUGUACCGGCUAUGGCCAAGUUCUUAAAAGAGAUGUGCACUGUCAAGAGAGACGCCAGUGUCCGUAAAAAGGCAUUUUUGACCCAACAAGUUAGUUCCAUAAUCUCACAAAAGUACCCAGUCAAAUUUAAAGAUCCUGGUUGUCCUACUGUCACAUGUGUCAUAGGUAAACAAACGAUAGACAAUGCUCUAUUAGAUCUUGGGGCUAGUGUGAAUCUUUUACCGUUCUCGGUAUAUGAACAACUUGGACUAGGUGAGAUGAAACCAACUAGGAUAACACUACAGUUAGCCGAUAGGUCAGUCAAAAUCCCAUGUGGAAUUAUUGAAGACGUUUUGGUUCAAGUAGAAAACUUUAUUUAUCCAGUUGACUUUGUGAUUUUAGACACUCAACCCGUCUCUAGUCAAGAUAUCAAUAUCCCAAUCAUCUUAGGUUGUCCGUUUCUAGCUAAUGCAGUCAUACAUUGUCAAACUGGCCUAGUAGAAUCUUCCUUUAGGAAUCAGAAAAUCUCGGUGAACGUUUUUAAGGCGUUACAAGCCCCACCGGACCCCGAACACUAUGAAUCUAUAUGCAUGAUUGAUUCUCUAGUUGAGAAUACCUUUACCACCAAUAGUGUUAGCGAUCCUUUAGAGGCGUGCUUGGCCCACUUUGGAGCCUACUAUGAUGAGGAUAGUCAUUUUGAAGAAGUUAAUGCGUUGUUAGAUUUUGCGCCAGUAAUGAAUUACGUUAAAUGGCAGCGCAAACCAUAA
Papaver somniferum (opium poppy) is the source of this 1485-nucleotide messenger RNA. RefSeq lists its product as uncharacterized. NCBI's taxonomy places the organism in Eukaryota, Viridiplantae, Streptophyta, Magnoliopsida, Ranunculales, Papaveraceae. The record is from RefSeq and is a predicted model, not a curated record. The transcript is spliced from 2 exons. Bases 1 to 1485 code for a protein of 494 amino acids.